AUGAGGAAGAGGAGAUACUUCACAAGUGAACCCCCCCCGGACGAUUUAAAUUAUCUGAAUACCAAAGACACGUCAAACAAAAAUGACAACGACUGUUUGGACCCAAAUGAGCAGGACAUAUUCGCUUCGUACCUUCCAAGGGUCAAUCAGAACAUCUAUUUUCCGAAAAGUUUGCGUGAACACAUGAUUGUGGAGUAUACGGCUAUGUUUGCAAAUUCGGAAGGCGACAUCGCGGAGUUCUACCUCAAACUGAACAAUGACGUCCUGAUCAAGUUCCCUUUUUUACAUGUAGACCAUCCGCUGCACAGAUACUACGAACUCGUUAAGGAGAAUACCAACAGGAGGCUAAUUGACGACCACCCAAAUUCCAUUCCCAUGGCCUUACGUGGUUUAUUUACACAUAUGCGCCAACUUGAAAAAGAUAAAGUCACUAGCAAUGAGGUCAAAGACAACAUGCUAAGGGAAAAACAAAAAAUUAGUAUAAAGGAUGCAAAUGACAUGAAAUACAUGGAAUCGGAUGACGAGACGGAAGAAAAAAACAUCGUGCAGGAAAAACCGAUUGGGGAUGAAGACCUACUCCAAAUGGACAAUCUGAUUAACCAAAUUCUUCACUCCAAGAAGGAACUGCCCAUCUACUUCGCCCGACUUCUCAUGCGCUGUAUAGAAAAACUAAAGUACCUGCAAUACGGUUCCAAGGAAUAUGCCUACUUCUCGGAACGAAUAAUGCCUGGAGAGGGCUCCCCUAAUGGCGCAUUCCCAAACGUUACGUCUGCAGAUUUUCAAAGUCUUGUAUUCCUCCUGGAUGAGAUGAAUCUCGCCCGAGAGAAUGCUCCUGAGGGAAAUGCCAAAGAAGAAUCUGUGGUUGAGGAAAAGGACAAUAUCAAGACCAUACAGGAAUGUAGAAGAGAGCGUGCUAAAAUGAUACUCCAGGAAUUUAAAAAGGAGUAG
This is a messenger RNA of Plasmodium coatneyi, 948 nucleotides long. RefSeq lists its product as uncharacterized. Lineage: Eukaryota; Apicomplexa; Aconoidasida; Haemosporida; Plasmodiidae. The record is from RefSeq and is a predicted model, not a curated record. Gene Ontology annotation, molecular function: RNA binding. The transcript is spliced from 8 exons. Gene Ontology annotation, biological process: RNA processing. The coding region runs from base 1 to 948 and encodes 315 amino acids.